Messenger RNA from Lingula anatina, 2611 nucleotides. RefSeq names its product ester hydrolase C11orf54 homolog. Gene Ontology annotation, cellular component: nucleus. Lineage: Eukaryota; Metazoa; Brachiopoda; Lingulata; Lingulida; Lingulidae. Gene Ontology annotation, molecular function: zinc ion binding; hydrolase activity, acting on ester bonds. The record is from RefSeq and is a predicted model, not a curated record.
UAAAUUUGCCCAUCUGUUUCUUAUAUUAGGUUUCAACGAAAAAGACUAAUGCAUUUGGUACAUUAUACGUAGUAUCAGAAGCACGUUGCCUAGCAAACUGUCGAAAUUCUCUGUCGUUGCUUUGAUCGGGAGCAAUGGCAAGGUGUUCAUCAUCACAGAGCUUGUGAUAAAACUAGAAGUCUUGGAGUUACUACACAUCUGCUAAGGCCAAGGUCCUUCAGGAGGGUUUGAGUAAAAAUUACAGCACUGUGCAAGCAUCGGUGACAGAAUGUCCCGACCUUACAAAGAAACCUUUCAUGCUGGCUGGAGAAGGUCUAUGUGGCAAUCCAAGACUUGCAGAUAUUGGUGGAGUACCAAACUUAAUUCCUUUGGCAAAAAGGGAAAAGAUUUAUAACUUUGAAAAGAUAGCAGGCCAGUUAGACCUGUCAAAUGCAUUUAUGAUAGGUGCUGGGUGUGGGCCUGCCCAUGUUAUGAAAGUUAACACAGAGAUGAUGCCCAAUCUCAGUGUAGAUGGUGGUGGUGAUGGCAAAGUUAAUAAUCAAACCUAUUUGGGCAGGUUAAAUCCAGAUGAAAAGUCCUACGAUCUGUUUGUAUCGCCAACAACUGAUUUCAAUUUAAUGGCCAAUGUUUUCUGUUCUGAAGGAAAGCCAGGAAAGGUCAUAGAAGUGAAGGUGCAGAAGAGAGUAGGGGAGGAGAAUUUCAUGUCAUGCAUGCGCAAAGUACUAGCAGCUCAUUAUGGGACAAAGCCAGUAGCCUUGGGUGGUGUCUUUUUGGUAGAGAAAGGGAAAGUCAAAAUUCACAUUAUGCGAGACUUUUCCAAGGUCCCCUUAAACUCUGAUGAAGAGGUGAAUAAAUGGCUGACCUUCCAUGAAGCUAGUGCCCCACUUGUGGUGAUUGGAGAACUAAUAUCACACGAUCCAGACCUUGAUCUUCGUGUUGAGCACUUCCACCUGUUCAGUGACCAUGGAGAGGGAGGCCAUUACCAUACAGACACCACCCCUGAUAUAAUAGAGUACAGGGCUUACCUGAAUGUGGCCGAGUUCAUGUACAGGAUUGACAGACCCACAGAGACACAUAAUAUUGGGAGGGAUUAGAAAGGGAGGGGGGCAUUUUUAGAUGUGGUGAAAUUGAAUUGGUUAGAAGUUAUUAUUAAUAGUACUGUAUGUAUUCAUAUGUAACUGAUAUGAAGUGCCUUAAUAUUUGGAGUUAAAAUUGGUUAUUCACAUCUCGGUACAGUGGGAAAUUGUGAAUAAGAAAUGAAAAUUUGGUGCUACAGCUUCAGCCAUUGUGAAUAACGUUUUCAAUGUUUUUUUUCUUUCAUCAGGCAUAUUCUUGCAGCCUUAAUUAUAGUAUUAAAAAGUAAGCGGGCAAAUAUAACAGCAUCUUUAAAUCAUUCAAUUAAAAUUUAAGGAUUUACUAGAUAAAAAAAGGUAGUAUAUAUUUAGUUCUUUAUAGAUGUAAGAAUUAACAUGCCUUCAUAGGAAAAUUAUGCCACAGAUUAAUAUUGAAAAUUGUAAUUUAAAUUUUUUUAUAAUUUGUUUUUUCAGAGCAUUCAGAAUAUAACAUAUCAAGUCAUAAAUUACACAAUCAUGUUUUACUGCAGGGAUAUGUUUUUAUAUAUAUAUAUGAUGAAAACCUAUCACUUGGUACAAGUAGAACAUAGCAUCCGCUUAUGGAUCAUUUCUAUGGUGUGCAUCUCCUGAAUGUCAGGUGAAACAGAUUCUAGACUGUACUGUAUCAGGAACUUAUUAGAACAGGUUUAGGUUACAGAGCUUUAGUAUCAAAAUAACUUUUUUCUAUUUCCAUUUAAGUUUUAUUUUAUGGAAUUUUCACUGCGUUGAAAAUUGUUUCUACCGCGGUGAAAAUUAUUCACACUGCGGUGGAAAUUAAUUUUCACCACGGUGGGAAUUAAUUUUCACCACGGUGGAAAAUGAUUUACACGGCGAUGGAAAAUAAUUUACACCGUGGUGGAAAAUAAUCAGUAAUAAUUCCUAGCCAUCUCGGCCUGGGUAAUGUAUACAUAUGUAGGUAAUAUGAAUCCAACAUUUACCAGAUGUCUGGGAAGGAAGUUGAUAAAGACAAGCACAUGCACAUGCACGCGGUUUAACAUGUCUAUGUGCCAAUCAUGCUAGGAAUGUGGAGGAAGCGGGUUGUAUUCGAAUAGAAUAAAAACCACUGAAAUGCUGCAAUGUAGUACGUUGCUUUUCGCUUUAUAAUCACUUGCGUAUUAUUGGGGAUAUUGGUAGAAAGAAACCUCUCUGUAGUGAUAACGAGAUAUUUAUGAUGUAUUUUGGAAGCAGAAUACAUCUCUUGGACAAACACAUAACACAAAUAUUUAAAAAUACAUUGUCCAAAAAUAACCGUAAGUAAUUAGUAAUAACAAUGGGAUUCCCUUUGCAAAAAACUGCGAGCAGUUUAGCAUUUAAGACUUAAACUAUGUAGGUGGUAAAUAUAGAUGGGAAACUUAAGUUAACGGCAGGGGCCCCAUGAACAGAUCCACCAACCUUGUGUGUAUGUAACAGUAGCAUGCACCUAUUUAUCACCCGGGCCGGGAUGGCCAGGAAGUACAGCCGCGGUGAAAAUUAUUUUCCAUCGCGGUGUAAAUUAUUUU